CACCACUUCAACCAACCACUUCUUACGCGUAAGCUAAGCCAACCGACAGUAAUGUUAUAUAAGAGAGUCUCUCAGACCCAACGUCCGUGCAUGGGGACCGCCCCAGACCGCGUAACAGAGGCAGUACGGCUUUGGUACCUUAGGCAUCAACACCGGUAAUGCGAGGCCCAUGCCCCACUCCCCACCAGCCAGCCACCCAACAGGCUGACAUGAGAUGAUCCUUCAAAGUUCACGACAAAACAACCAGUUCUUGAUGGCUUCCUCCAAAUAACGUCAGUCACCUUCAAGAUGUUCCCCGGUUUGAUCCGUAGUGCACCAAAGCCUACGAAACUGUGCAUCAGAUUCAUAAGGACUCAACGCGCGGCAUUUUCCUCGUCCAGCAUAAUGCCUUUCCAGCACGACUUCGACCCGUACGAGUAUACCAGCGGUUGUUGGCUACGCGCUGACGAUGCUCAGCGCGAUGCUCGUCGUGUCACGUUCGACUUUGCGACUCUUUGCCAAAAGGCAAUCGACUCCUCUCCUGGCGCCAAGAAAAUCUUGCAUGGGGUGAAAGCGGAAGGUAACUUCAACCGCGCAUUUAUCCUUGACCUCGACAACGGGUCUAAGGUCGUCGCCCGCAUUCCCUUCCCCGUUGCAGGGCCUUCUCGGCUGGUGACCAACUCAGAAGUCGCAACUAUUGCUUAUAUCCGGGAAAACACAAGUAUCCCAGUGCCGAAAAUCCUCGAUUGGAGUGAUGAUUCAACGAACCCAAGCGGGACCGAGUAUAUCAUCAUGGAGUAUGCUCCCGGUGUACAGCUGCAUGAGAUAUGGCCGCAAAUGGACUCUGUCCAACACAUGCAAUGCGUCCGAAAUCUCACACUUCUAGUUAAGGAACUACACGAUUUAACCUUUCCUGCAUACGGUAGCAUAUAUUUCGACAACGACUUCAUUGACACCACUCAUCGUGUCCCCCUCAAGAACAACUUCUUCGUCGGACCGCAUUGCUCAUCACGGUAUUUCCCUUGCUACCCAGGAGAUCAACAAAGCUAUGACAGAAGACCACCAAAUCAGGGUCCUUGGAACACAUUCGACGAAUUUAGACGCGGCUUGGUCGAUGCAGGUAUUUCGCGCGUGCCCUACGAGACCCCACCUGGAAGGGCUGAUUUCCGCGGCUCAGUUGAGGCCAAUCUGGAACUCCUAACGAGAGGCGCAGCUGUUCUUGAGUCGCUCAGCCGCGAUCCUCGAAUCGAGAAUAUCUCGACGCCACUUUUGCUGCACCCUGACCUGCAUAAGCGAAAUAUAUUUGUCGACCCAGAUAAUCCUACAAAGAUUACCGCACUGAUUGAUUGGCAAUCAACGUCCCUCGACCCCGCUUUAUUCUAUUAUCAGGAUAUACCAGACCUUUGCGAUGUUUUCGAAGCAUUUGAACAGCAAUCUGAAUCUGACGAAGAUCAAAGCCCAGAGGAGACAGCGAGGCGAGAAGCAUUGGCCAAGGAUGCGGCUAUCUGUCGGCAGACUUGGGAUGUUGGCCUGAGAGGCUGGGCGCCACGUCUAUACGCGGCACAGAAUUGCGACGAAAACUUUACUCGCCCAUUUCGAUACUGCUACACCUGUUGGAAGGAUGGCGCGGCUGGCUUCCGCAACGAGCUUGUGGAACUGUGUCAGAAGUGGAGUGAACUCGGCCUGGAAGGGUCUCCUCCGUAUCAGCUUACGGCUGAAGAAAUGGCCGAACAUACUCGGCAAUGGAACGACUUCCAGGACGCCGUGAGACUGAGAAACGGUAUCGCUCAGGGAUUAAACACCAAUGAAGAAGGAUGGGUCCCUAUGGAGAACUGCGAGACGGUCAAGGAGGCUACGGCCGAGCUCUUGGAGCAAUGGUUAGCCACAGCACAGGAUGAUGGCAUGGAGAAGGAGAAGGCCAGGCAGCUCUGGCCAUUUGAUUGCUAGAACGUUACCAUUAUCAGAAGUUUUAUUUAGUAGUUUUUUUGGGGUCUCGCGGCCAACCCUUCGGGUCCCUACUCUUCUUUUUCCACAAUGGGGAUGUGCAGGUCUGUUGUUGGUCUCAUGAGCCAGCCUUCCAGUGUCCUUUUUUAGUAGUUUUUUUGGGUCUCGCGGCCACCUCUCCGGGUCCUUGUUCUCCU
Molecule: messenger RNA, 2120 nt
Organism: Diaporthe batatas
Lineage: Eukaryota; Fungi; Ascomycota; Sordariomycetes; Diaporthales; Diaporthaceae
Exons: 3
Coding region: 289-1926 (545 amino acids)
Cellular component (GO): mitochondrion
Source: RefSeq, a predicted model, not a curated record